Molecule: messenger RNA, 873 nt
Organism: Leishmania major strain Friedlin
Lineage: Eukaryota; Euglenozoa; Kinetoplastea; Trypanosomatida; Trypanosomatidae
Exons: 1
Coding region: 1-873 (290 amino acids)
Source: RefSeq, a predicted model, not a curated record
AUGUGCGUCGCUCGCAAGCGUUGCAAGAAUAGCCCCAGCAGCCAGCAUGUCCCUGAGGAUACCUUCCGGCGUCAACCUCCGCGGCGCAAACACUUCUACUCGUGGGUCGCCACGGAUAAGACACAGCUGCAGAAAAAGGAGAAGUUGGUGCUGCAAGGGCUGCUGUACUAUUAUUCCAAGAUAGCCGGCCUCAACAUAAUCUCCACCGACGACAUUCGCGAAUUGGAUGACAAUGCUGUGUGUGUGUGUGUGUGUGUGGCCGACCUCAGCGGCAUCGCCAAAUCGGAAGCUACUCGCGACGGAGCUGCUGAGCAUCCGACCACCACACCUCUCUCGCCACUUCCUGCCCGGAAUGCCGCAGCAAAGGUGGAAAAGGACGUCAUCGUUUUCAUUCACGGUUUCGCCGGUGGGGUGGCGGGUUGGGCGCAGAGCUGGUGCUUUCUGUCGGAGAACUAUCGCGUGCACGCCUUCGAUCUGCCUUGGUUUGCUCGCAGCGAGCGCCGCGCCUCUACCGCAACGUCGCUGCCAGAGGCGAUGAACUACUUCGGUGACUACAUUCACGGGUGGCUCGAACGGCUCGACUUCGGGCAGCCAGUCAUUGUUCUCGCUCACUCCUUCGGGUGGUUUGUCGCCGCGCACUACGCCAUGCGCCACGGCGCCGAAUCCAUCAAACUUCUCCUGCUCUCAGAGCCGUGGGGCUUGGUGCGCGCUAACGCAAACCGGAUGAAGAAGUGCCCGUUGCAGGUGCGUGUGCUGCUGGCCCUCUUCUACAACAUUGGUUUUCUGGAGCUGCUGCGCGCUGUAGGACCGGUGGGACCGUGGCUGCUGCGCCGUCUUCGCCCCGACUUAGAGGUGGUGCACCUUUCUUGGUGA